AUGGCAGAAAGUUAUGGGUUCGAGAUGGACCACCUGCUACCAUGCAUCCCAAUAUUGUUGCGCGAAAAGGCUCUCCUCUGGUGUCGCAACAACAAGAGAGAUUGGGUCUCUUGGGAAGAUUUUGUGUCGGACCUAAAAUCUUUUUACCUGCCUCCGGGCCUCGAACUCGAGUUGGAAGAGCAAAUCCAGAACAGCGUCCAGGUAGCAACCGAGUCUGCGGCGGAAUACGCAACAAGAUUGCAAACCUUGAUGCGAAGAUAUGGCCAGAUGUCAAACUCGGCCCGUCUUACCCGGCUAUAUCAAAAUAUGAGACCGGAAUAUCGACGUUACAUGAAGCGCACAGAGUUUGCUAACGUCCCAGGACUUUUACGGCUUGCAAGAGAGUACGAGCAACUCGUUGCUCAAGAGAAACCCCCCGCGGUCAAAGAGACCAAACAAACAGCCCGGAAACCGGAAACUUCAUUCAAUCGAAAGCCCGCUAAACCCGUUGAACCGGCACCCGUAGAGAUCUUUGAGUAUAAUUGGCGAGAGUGUUGCUGGCGAUGCCGCCAAAAGGGGCACACUAGGGAACAAUGUACGAAUCAGGCGGUGAAGUUUUGUAGGCGGUGCGGAAAACUAGACGUUUAUUCUCGCGAUUGUUGUCCAUAUCCGGGAAACGCCGCGAGGACCGGCACGCGCUCCCAAAACCGGCCCGUGACCUCACAGGGAGCACCACCCCAGGGAAAGAACACUGCCCCGACCAAUCCAGAGCCUCAGGCGGGCACUUCCAGCCAACAGCACUGA
This is a messenger RNA of Cotesia congregata, 783 nucleotides long. The record is from the annotation of a GenBank genome assembly. NCBI's taxonomy places the organism in Eukaryota, Metazoa, Arthropoda, Insecta, Hymenoptera, Braconidae.